Lactuca saligna is the source of this 474-nucleotide messenger RNA. The record is from the annotation of a GenBank genome assembly. Lineage: Eukaryota; Viridiplantae; Streptophyta; Magnoliopsida; Asterales; Asteraceae.
AUGGACAGUGAAACCAUGAGUGGUACUGCUGACAUAGAACGCCCAACCCCUGUGAUGAAAUCGGAAACCAAACAGAAUCCUGUUAACAGAAUUAACAGAAACCUGUUAAAAGUUAACUGUCUGCAAUCAUUUCUUGUUAGAUUACUAACAAGAGGGAGUGGUGGGGGAAGCAGUGGCUGCACAAGCUGCCUAAACUUGAUGUUGGUUCUGAUUGUUAGAGCAACACAACUGGAGGAAGAGGAAGGAUGUACUGAUGAUGUCACAGUGAGGAACCUAGGGAAGCCAGCUGAACUUGCUGGACAGUAUUACUUAGAUGGGGUGAUGAGCUUUUUGAAUACACAUCAGAGAAUGUUUUUGUACCACUUACAGUUGGUGGUGGUAUCAAAGAUUUCACUGAUGCAAAUGGAAGGUAAAAACGGGAAAGAGCAGCUUAUAACAUCUUUCCAGAGUGUAUGGGAAUUAGGUCUGGAGUAA